GUAAUAUUUUCAUCUAAGAAAAAUGGCAGCGGCUAUGGAUGUUGAUGAUUCAGAGAUCGGGGAAGGAUCAGGAAAUGGAGUGGAUAAGUCAGGAAAAAAGCGAUUUGAAGUUAAGAAGUGGAGUGCUGUGGCAUUGUGGGCAUGGGAUAUUGUCGUUGACAACUGUGCUAUUUGCCGAAAUCACAUAAUGGACCUGUGUAUAGAAUGUCAGGCAAAUCAGGCCUCUGCCACAAGUGAAGAAUGCACUGUAGCCUGGGGUGUUUGUAAUCAUGCUUUUCAUUUCCACUGCAUUUCUCGAUGGCUGAAAACCAGACAAGUGUGUCCACUAGACAAUAGGGAAUGGGAGUUUCAAAAGUAUGGACAUUAAACAAGCAAGAAACAAGAGGACAAGAAUUUGUUAUUUGUCGUUAUUAUAAAAACAACUGUAUUGUGUUACUGAAUUUUGCUAUUGUUCACGUAUUUUCAUCACAUCAACCUUGUCAGUCAAACUUGAUGAUUAAGUACUCAAUAAAAUGAUUGUGACUUUGUCA
Messenger RNA from Ylistrum balloti, 530 nucleotides. RefSeq names its product E3 ubiquitin-protein ligase RBX1. NCBI's taxonomy places the organism in Eukaryota, Metazoa, Mollusca, Bivalvia, Pectinida, Pectinidae. The transcript has 5 exons. Gene Ontology annotation, biological process: protein ubiquitination; ubiquitin-dependent protein catabolic process. The record is from RefSeq and is a predicted model, not a curated record. The coding region runs from base 23 to 367 and encodes 114 amino acids. Gene Ontology annotation, cellular component: cullin-RING ubiquitin ligase complex; nucleus. Gene Ontology annotation, molecular function: ubiquitin protein ligase activity; cullin family protein binding; zinc ion binding.